Messenger RNA from Camellia sinensis, 1392 nucleotides. Its product is annotated as putative mannitol dehydrogenase. Gene Ontology annotation, molecular function: oxidoreductase activity, acting on the CH-OH group of donors, NAD or NADP as acceptor; zinc ion binding. Lineage: Eukaryota; Viridiplantae; Streptophyta; Magnoliopsida; Ericales; Theaceae. The record is from RefSeq and is a predicted model, not a curated record.
CUCAAAAACAUUUUCCUCUCUCUCUCUGUGCUUUGUGUAUUUUUACUUUAUAGUUUUUGAAAAAAAAAAACAAAAAAACAAAAAAUGGGAAAAACACCAGAGGAAGAACACCCAGUGAAGGCUUUCGGAUGGGCAGCCAGAGAUGCAUCUGGGGUCCUCUCUCCCUUCAAAUUCUCUCGAAGGGAAAAUGAAGAAUAUGAUGUGACAUUGAAAGUACUGUAUUGUGGAAUUUGUCACUCCGACCUUCACUUCCUCAAGGAUGAAUGGGGCAUGUCUAUAUAUCCUCUUGUCCCCGGCCAUGAGAUUGUAGGCAUAGUGACAAAGGUUGGCAGCAAGGUGCAAAAGGUCAAAGUAGGCGAAAAAGCCGGUGUGGGAUGCUUAAUUGGAUCAUGCCAUUCGUGUGAUGAUUGUGCCAACGACCGCGAAAGCUACUGUACUAAACAAAUUCUUACCUAUAGCACCACUUACUAUGAUGGAACCACCAACUAUGGGGGCUAUUCAGACAUCAUGGUUUGUAACGAGCACUUUGUGAUUCGCUUUCCUGACAACCUUCCUCUUGAUGCUGGUGCUCCUCUCCUGUGUGCUGGGAUCACAGUCUAUAGCCCAUUGAAGUACUUUGGACUAGACAAACCUGGUAUGCAUGUGGGUGUGGUUGGACUAGGUGGUCUUGGUCACAUGGCUGUCAAAUUUGCAAAGGCUUUUGGGGUUAAAGUUACAGUUAUUAGUACCUCUCCUAGCAAGGAGAAGGAAGCCAUUGAACAUCUUGGAGCUGACUCAUUCUUGGUCAGCCGCGAUGUUGACCAGAUGGAGGCUGCAAUUGGCACAAUCGAUGGUAUCAUUGAUACAGUCUCUGCAGUUCAUCCUCUCCUACCAUUACUUAACCUCUUAAAAUCACACGGAAAGCUCGUUAUGGUUGGCGCACCAGAAAAGCCACUUGAGCUACCAGUCUUCCCUUUGAUUAUGGGAAGGAAGUUGGUAGCUGGGAGUGCCACUGGAGGUUUGAAGGAAACUCAAGAAAUGAUUGAUUUUGCAGCAAAGCACAACAUUACAUCGGACAUAGAAGUUAUUCCAAUGGACUAUGUGAAUACUGCCCUAGAACGUCUAGUGAAAGGCGAUGUUAGAUACCGAUUUGUGAUUGACAUCGGUAACACAUUACAUGCUACCUAAAAAGAGGCCCUUCUGGCUAAUAAUAAUUAAACUUUCGUUCCUUUGAAGAUGUGUCAAAGCCAACUGUUUUGCAAGUUAAAUUGUGUAUCUUCUGAGAGAGUCUUCAUUCAGAAGUUGAUGUGUUAAAAGAUGUUGUUCAAUGGGUGAAUAAUGUGUGUUAUGAGUAAUGAAUUCAAUGAAAAGCUGUCAUGUAUAAUUGUGGAAAGCUCUAAUUUUUAGCACCGA